Molecule: messenger RNA, 7925 nt
Organism: Cyanistes caeruleus (blue tit)
Lineage: Eukaryota; Metazoa; Chordata; Aves; Passeriformes; Paridae
Gene: RPS6KA2
Product: ribosomal protein S6 kinase A2
Biological process (GO): intracellular signal transduction; protein phosphorylation
Molecular function (GO): magnesium ion binding; ribosomal protein S6 kinase activity; ATP binding
Source: RefSeq, a predicted model, not a curated record
CCGGGCUAAACCCAGCCCGGCGCCUCCCUGCUCCCGGCAGCAGGCGGCUGCAUGCGGGCUGCCCCGCACCUCCGGCGGCUCUAGCUGUGCCCGGCUGGAUGAACAAAACCCGGAGCUUCGGAGGAUCUCCUGCCUGUGGAUGUAAAUAGGGAUAGGCGAUCGGGAUGCGCUAGCUUUCUCCGCCGGCGCCGCAGCUCCUCCGUGCUCCGCGCCGCCGCCGGGACAGGGCGAUGGACAUGAACAUGAAGAAGUUCACAGUGCGCCGCUUCUUCUCGGUCUAUCUCCGCAAGAAGUCCCGGUCAAAGAGCUCGAGCCUAAGUAGAUUUGAGGAAGAAGGUAUCGUGAAGGAAAUAGACAUCAGUCAUCAUGUCAAGGAAGGUUUUGAAAAAGCAGAUCCUUCUCAGUUUGAACUGUUGAAAGUAUUAGGACAAGGUUCAUAUGGAAAGGUAUUUCUAGUCAGGAAGAUAAAAGGAUCUGAUGCAGGCCAGCUUUAUGCCAUGAAGGUACUUAAGAAGGCAACUCUGAAAGUUCGGGAUCGGGUACGAUCUAAAAUGGAGAGAGAUAUUUUGGCAGAAGUGAACCAUCCUUUCAUAGUCAAGCUUCAUUAUGCAUUUCAAACAGAGGGAAAGUUGUAUCUAAUACUAGAUUUCCUGCGGGGAGGGGACCUUUUCACCAGACUCUCCAAAGAGGUGAUGUUUACAGAAGAGGAUGUCAAGUUCUACUUAGCUGAGCUGGCCUUGGCAUUAGACCACCUCCAUGGUCUUGGAAUUAUUUACAGGGAUCUAAAACCAGAAAACAUUCUACUUGAUGAAGAGGGUCACAUUAAGAUAACAGAUUUUGGUCUGAGUAAAGAAGCCAUCGACCAUGACAAGAGAGCGUACUCGUUCUGCGGGACAAUAGAGUACAUGGCCCCGGAGGUGGUCAACCGGCGAGGACACACGCAGAGUGCCGACUGGUGGUCCUUCGGCGUGCUCAUGUUUGAGAUGCUGACGGGAUCAUUACCCUUCCAGGGAAAAGACAGAAAGGAGACAAUGGCUCUCAUUCUCAAAGCCAAGCUGGGAAUGCCACAGUUCUUGAGCAUAGAAGCCCAGAGCCUGCUGCGAGCCCUCUUCAAAAGGAACCCCUCCAACAGAUUAGGUGCUGGAUUUGAUGGAGUGGAAGAAAUUAAACGUCACCCUUUCUUUGUUACUAUAGACUGGAAUAAACUGUACAGAAAAGAAAUCAAGCCGCCUUUCAAGCCCGCAGUGGGGCGGCCAGAAGACACCUUUCAUUUCGAUCCAGAGUUCACAUCUCGGACCCCCACAGAUUCCCCAGGUGUUCCUCCAAGUGCCAAUGCUCAUCAUCUUUUCAGAGGGUUCAGCUUUGUUGCCUCUAACUUGGUGCAGGAGCCUGCACAGCAAGAUGUGCACAAAAUCACCGUUCACCCAAUUGUGCAGCAGUUACAUGGCAACAACAUUCAUUUUACUGAUGGAUAUGAGAUCAAGGAGGACAUAGGAAUUGGCUCCUAUUCAGUGUGCAAGAGAUGUGUUCAUAAAGCUACAGAAACAGAGUUUGCAGUGAAGAUAAUUGAUAAGAGCAAGAGAGACCCCUCUGAAGAAAUUGAGAUACUUUUGCGGUAUGGACAGCAUCCAAAUAUCAUUACUCUUAAAGAUGUCUAUGAUGAUGGGAAAUUUGUGUACCUGGUGAUGGAGCUGAUGCGGGGAGGCGAGCUGCUGGACCGCAUCCUUCGGCAGAAGUGUUUCUCAGAGCGGGAGGCCAGCGCUGUGCUGUGCACCAUCACCAGGACUGUGGACUACCUACACUCUCAGGGCGUGGUGCACCGAGAUCUCAAGCCAAGUAAUAUCCUCUACAUGGAUGAGUCAGGAAACCCAGACUCUAUCAGGAUCUGUGACUUUGGGUUUGCCAAGCAACUCAGAGCGGAGAACGGGCUGCUCAUGACUCCCUGCUACACAGCCAACUUUGUCGCUCCUGAGGUCCUUAAACGCCAAGGUUAUGAUGCAGCCUGUGACAUUUGGAGCUUGGGGAUCCUGCUGUACACCAUGUUGGCAGGAUUCACUCCUUUUGCAAAUGGACCAGAUGACACCCCAGAAGAGAUUCUGGCCAGGAUUGGCAGUGGCAAAUAUGCUCUUACAGGAGGAAACUGGGAUUCAGUAUCUGAUACUGCAAAGGACAUUGUGUCUAAGAUGCUUCAUGUAGACCCUCAUCAGCGCCUCACAGCAGUUCAAGUCCUGAGACAUCCAUGGAUAGUGAACAGGGAGUACCUGUCUCAAAACCAACUCAGCAGACAGGAUGUUCACCUGGUCAAGGGUGCAAUGGCAGCCACUUACUUUGCUUUAAACCGAGCACCUCAGGCACCAAGGUUGGAGCCUGUAUUGUCCUCCAAUCUGGCUCAGCGGCGAGGCAUGAAGAGACUUACCUCUACCAGAUUGUAGCAGUACCCCCAAAAGGCCUCCUUGAAAACCCACAGUUUAUUAUUUGAAAAAUUCAUCUUUACUUGGCUAGCAGAACUUUCUUGGACAACCUGCACAUGAAAGAACUAGCAGAAACCCACGUAAGGCAAAGUUCUCAUUUGCUACAUCUUCUCUUUUACAUUCCAGCCAGGGUCCUGAGUUUAACAACUUCACAAAGAUGUGCCAGUUUUGCCAGUAGCUCUGUUUCUUUACUGAGAUAAAGCCAAACAAAAUAGGCAAGCUCCAUCCUUUCCACCCUAGAAAAACUAUUUUUGAAUCCAUAAGAUGUUCCAUGGGAACAGUUUUCAUUUUGUUUCUCAAGAAAAGCACUUUUUGCUACGAAGAACGCAGUUGGGUUAGAAUGCCGUUCCAGCAUGUGUCACGAUGAAGUGACUUGGCUGGUCACCAGUAGACAUCUACUGAUCUCCACUCACCCCAGCGAGAGUGAAGGCUGCAGAGACACAUGAGUAACACCUUAUUUGAAACAAGUGCUAUACAUCAUGAGGUAGAGAGAGCUGGUGGUGGAAAUACCUUCUGUUUUGGAGGAAACUUUUGCACUUUGCCCCUGCCUUCUCUGGGAUGAAGCUAGCACCUCUCAAGGAGAGUGUGUCACCAGCUCUGACUUGCUCAAAAGUCUCAGAGAGCAAAAAAUCUCUGAGGAACUCGGUCUUCUGAGGAAAAGAAUGGGUCUUAUGGGACUGUGGGAAGGCAUUCACAUAAAGCAGGGUGAGUAGGAGCCUGUGGAUCAGGCAAGAGAAAGGUGUCUGGUCUUGGCAAGCAAGCUGGUCUGGGAGGAUUAGGUGAGGGGCUGGGGAAUCAAACAUAGGCAGGGAAAGACAUGAGUGGCUUUGAGGACAAUAGGCAAAAUAAUUCAAAGGCAACUAGUGUGCAAGUGGCUGGGGGUCAGUGAUUCCCUCUCAAAGCAGGGGACAGUCCCUCUUCAGUGGCUAGUGCAGAAGACAGUGGGCGGGUGGGCUCCCAGGGGCCAAGUGGGUCUGCGCAGCCAUCCUCCCACACCAUUGCCCAGACUGCUCACCAGCACUCCAGAGUGCCACACUGGAACAGGAGAGCCCAUUUCCAGUCAUUGCUCCCUGCCCUUCCCUGGCUGUUGACCCAAAUCUGCCUCCAUCACCCAGCAUUUCAUGUCCCUGCCUGGGUGUUCUGCUCUAGCAGAGCUAAACUCCCCAUGCCACGUGUGUGCAGAGAGUACCCACUUCUGAAGAGUUCAGCCAACUCUGUUACAAGCUUUAAUAAUAAUAGGUUAUGAGGAGAAAUGGGAGGAUGCUCUGCUUUUAUAUUUAUAUGAAUAUGUACAUGUGUAUUUAUAUACAUAUAAAACAAAAAUUCUAUGCCCUAAUACCUAGAUUUUCCAGGUUCAGGGAAAGAAAACUUUUGUUGAAAUGGUCUCUGCAAAAUGGACUUUUUUCUCAUUCCCUGGUUUCAAAGAAUGCAGGCAAGGUUUGUGGUGCCAGAUGUGAACUAUUUUUUUAUUCUUUUUCUUACCCAUCUUGGCUUAUUGGUGGUCACAAGCUGACCAGGAUUCUUCUUUGUACUGCUUUUGUUAAUUUUUGUUUUCUGAGUGAAUUUUGUCACCUCAGAUGCUUUGUGGGAAAAGCUACUGUGCUGUGUUGGCUUUUUUCUGUUGUGACAGGGGAGAAAAAAAAAAGAAAAAUGUGAACAUGGAGCUUCAUAUGCUAGACAUGGUAAUGUUUGCUUGCUGGGUAGUUUGUGCAUCUUGGUGCUGAACUGGAAUUACCAGAUCACUGCCUCAGAGUGUCCAAGGGGUUUCAUUUGCUAUAGUAAUAUUCUUCCUAAAACUAUCUCUGCUUCAAAGUUGACUGAAGUUUGUUUGUUUGCAUUAGUCUAUUUUUAAAUUUAAAUUUAUUCUUAAUAAUUUAAACUAAUAUUUAAUGUUCAAGUUUAUGUGCUGUGCACACAGGAUCGCUGCAAAGCAGCUCUCCUUGAAGCCCUUUUCUUUUCUAAAAUAAACAAUGCUGUGAAACUUCACACAGAGGCUGAAUUGGCUGGGACUGAUGAGUGCAAACGCACAGGUGGGUGUCUGUGCUUCUGUACACAGCAGCCCACAUUCUCUCCUCUGGCUAAGCUGUGCUCAGUGUCGGCUUUUUGCUGCCUUUAGAAUUUUCUGCUUGUUAGAAGUUAAAUCUCACACGUUUCUGCUAACAGCACACCAUGAGGAUAUCCACCUGCAGGGUUAUCCUGGCUGGUGCAGAACAGCUCCGGCCAGGCCUUGUUUCCCUUGAAGUGACUUCUCUCCUGCCACAAGGCAAGGUGGGCAUAAGGAUGCAUAGGGCAGCCUGGAGGGAGGGCUGGAUUUUCUGAGGUCCCAGCUGAUAUGUGCUGUUUUAACAAAAUGGUUUUUUAAUGGCCAGAGUAAUUGUAUUGUAUUGUAUAUGAACGGAAAGACUGUUGAAAAUACUAUGUACAGUUUUUUGUCUCCCUCUGGGAUUUCCUGGUCAUCUUGCAUUGCUCCAGUUUUCUUUCACAACCACUGGAAAAAGUCUAAUUCCCUCUAGAUAUACUCAGUCUUAAUUCUCUGAGCAUUUUUUUCAACUGAAUAUUAUUGUAGGCCAAGCUUACAGGAUGUUGCUCUUCCCAAAGUUUAAGGGUUUGAAUCUCUUCCCAACUUACCUCUUUCUAACCCACCAACUGUUAACAUAGAGACACAUACAGACUCUUGCAUCUUAAUGCUCAUUAAUUACUUUAUAAGCCUAUAAAUAACUCUAAACCCAUACACAUAGCAGGCUUUGUUUAUUAAGGUUUUAUUGCCACUGAAUCCAUAUGUGUCUGUAUGUAAACACAUGCACAAAAAAGGUGCUGUCCCAGCUUGUCCAAAUAAGGGUAGAAGUGUAGUCAGAAGCUGAUACUUGGAGAGUUUUGUCUGCAGUGUUCUUUGAAAUCUGUCAUUGAUAACAGUUCUGGGUGUAGAAAAAAAGGCUGUGCCCAUACAGGGAAGAAACUGCACCAUCCAGCCUCUCCUCUGUCCCAGAUGUGUGCCCCCAUGCACUUCCAAGGGCAGCUCAGUCUCACCUCUGCAGUCCUGCCAUGGGACGUACUCUUCUGAGGGUUUUCUGACCUGUUCCAGUCAAGUGAACCCAAUUAAACUUUUUCCACUGUCAGUUUUGCUGUUCUGACUCACUUGGACUGAAAUACAAGAGCUUCCAUCAGCAAAUCCAAGGGAGGCAGAAAGGGAGGAAUAUGCCACUGGAAGUCAUUAUUUCAGACUGAUAGCACCCACCACUUCCCCUGGCGCAGCUGGAUCCAGGAGAGGAUGCUAAGCUGUGGCCUAAUUACUGCAAUGGCUGCUUUUACACCAGCAUCUCCUUUCUGGACUCCUGGCCAUGGUAUUGCUUAGCAAUAAGCACUUUUUUCUUUUUCUAGGAGAAUACUGAAAAAGGCUUAGCCUCUCUUUCUCUCUCUAUCUCUCUAUACAACCUUAAGAGACUUACUAAAUGUUAUGUUUAACUCCUGACAGUCUAAAAAUGUCUUUGAAUUAGAACAUACCAUCUUGCAAGUUUUUAAUCCAUAAAGUGACCUAGUGCCUUAGGCUAUUACAAAUAUUAUAGUUACAUUUUUAACCAUCAAGUUGCACAAUGCAAUGAGAGUCCAAGGCAUACCACAGUGUACCUGUCACAGACAUAGCUCAUCUGGAGACCCACUUCAAAAUCAGUCACAGAAGGGUUAGAAAGGACCUCUGGAACCCAUCUAGUCCAACCACCCUGCUAAAGAAGGCUCACAUAGAGCAGGUGGCACAGGACCACAUCCAUGCAGUUUUUGUUGUUCAGUCCCAGGAGAGAAGAGCAGCAAGGAGGAGGCAUAUCUCCACAUUUUGCAGAGCUGGAUCCCAACUCUGCAGCUCCAGGACCCUGAAGAAACCAAAGGGCCCUGAUGAAGAAUAUUAUGGGAAGCAUUGCCCUAGUUCCUACACAGCACCACAGCUUGUCUAUAGGGCAGAGGUGUGGGAGAUGCUACUCAAAUGGAGAGCUGACCCCUGCCCCAGCCCCUUAGGAAUUUUCUCUUAUUUAAAAUCUGUUUAACUUUUUAUAAGCAAGUUUUAAUAGAAGAUAGCAUUUAUAAAGCCUAACUAUUUCAGCAAAUGGCAAGUGACCCUCCUGGACACAUUGUUAUAAAUCUCUGCAUUUGAAAAAGAAGUUUAUCUGAGAACAGAUUCUCAUUUGUUUCCUCAGAAAAAAGAAAAAAAAUCUUCAGUUCCUUGAGAGCCCAGGGUGCUGGGGAUAGCCCAAGCAGAGGGAGCUGAGUGCAGCACAUUUUGUGUAGCAUGACAUCAUGACAUCACAUGUGACACUCUUACAAGGUACAUAUUCUGUGUCCCUGUACUUCAUCUAACCCUGGAUGUAAUACUGGGCUCUCUUUUCAGCCAGACCCUUUCAGCUCUCUCCAACUUGCACCCAGCUCUGGUACCUCUGAAUACAUUCAAACCGCAGUCAAGUACGCAAUUGCUGUGUGUCUGUGAUAUGAAUUAUGACAGGGCUUGGCUCAUCCCCUGAGCCAUGGAUGGCACAAAGGUUUCUUAUGCUGCUGGUCUACUGAAUUUACGCCAACAUAUGCAAGUGCUGACACUAAAAAUGGCAGUCAGUCACUUUCUCUUGACUUCAGCUGCCCAUCUGUCCUUUCACACCUCUCUUAGCCAGGUCACCUGGGGCAAAGCAAAUGUUUGUGCGUCAGAACAAAUGGCUGGGGACAGCAGGAAGGCAACAGAAUCAGUUUAGCCAACAGUGCUGUCAACACAUUGGCAUGGCUACAAGUUCAGUGUCACCUCUGUCCCUCUGUUGCUGCAUUAUGCUGAGCAGAGCCCAGGUGUGGCUCAGAGUCAGGGAUAUAAAUGAUGUGAUGUUUGUACAGUAGCAGGUUCCCAGUGCCAAGCCCUGUGCACAGAGAGGUGCACAAGUCCAGGCUUCUGAAAAUUGGCCACAAGUUCAUGCAAAGUCACUGUAACCAGAAGGUGUAGGGCCACAAAUGGCAUGUCAUGGGGACAUAAUGUUUACUGUAUGUAUUUUUGCUGCCAUUCACUUAAUAAGAGUGAUAGAAAAAACCUAGGGUUUGUUUUUAAAUCAUCCAUUUUUACAGAGGAACUUCUUGAUUUUGGGGCAUGCUACAGCUUUCUGGAUCCAACACAGAAGAGUCAAACACAGAAGAUACAGGAGAUUACUAUAGCAGAAAAUACAUUGUAGCUUUCACUGGAAAAUUAUUUUCAGGCAGGUGUUUUGAAGCUCUCUUGUAGGAUGUGUAUAUGAGAAAUGCCAAAGCAAAUAUUUAGAAGCAAAGUUCUCUUGUUGAACAUCCAGAAAUGACACUGUAAAGCAAGAGCCAUGUGAGCUCCAGAUUUACAUAUCUGCAUCCUAAAAGACAAGCAAGGAGCACAACCCUCAGAUAUUCCUUACAUUAAAAUAAAAAGGCCUAAAAUAAUCUUAAUAAGAUGCUUUAGUAUAGUUAAUU